CUCAUCCACAAACACCCCCAUUGUAUUAAAUGGUUAGGCCCUAAUUUGGUUUAUUUUGGUAGACAAGGGCAAACGGUCUAAUUUUAGUUGUUUUUGGGACGAAAUGGCAAGGUUUUUGAGAGCUGAUGUUAGGAGUCUCCUCACCACACAGCUAAGGAUGGCAUCUGACCAGCUGGGUGAGUUGGGCAAAGGUGCAGGGAAAGGAGGUGGUGGCGGAGGAUCUGUCAGAGAGGCAGGAGGAGCCCUCGGAAAGAAACAGGCAGCAGAGGAGGAAAUGUACUUCCGGCGUAAAGAGCAAGAACAGUUGGCUGCACUAAAGCAGCAUCACCAAGAGGAGAUUGACCACCACAAGAAGGAGAUAUCGAGGCUGCAGAGUGAGAUUGACCGUCACAAGGGAAAAAUUAGGAAACUGAAGCAUGAUGACUGAGACUCACUCCAUUAGAAUAAAGGCCAGGGAUUCUCUAUUGCCAAAUCCUAGUCAUCACCUGCACUGUCUCUGGGCAGCUCUGUGUACAUGUGAUUGAUUGUUCUGUAUAUGCUUGAGCUUAUUAAACAUUUAUUUGAAAUGAUUA
Oncorhynchus mykiss (rainbow trout) is the source of this 572-nucleotide messenger RNA. It is a transcript of the gene atp5if1b, whose product is annotated as ATP synthase inhibitory factor subunit 1b. Gene Ontology annotation, molecular function: ATPase inhibitor activity. Lineage: Eukaryota; Metazoa; Chordata; Actinopteri; Salmoniformes; Salmonidae. Gene Ontology annotation, biological process: negative regulation of ATP-dependent activity. Gene Ontology annotation, cellular component: mitochondrion. The record is from RefSeq and is a predicted model, not a curated record.